Messenger RNA from Gambusia affinis (western mosquitofish), 5533 nucleotides. Its product is annotated as homeobox protein Mohawk-like. Gene Ontology annotation, cellular component: nucleus. The coding region runs from base 128 to 4342 and encodes 1404 amino acids. Gene Ontology annotation, biological process: cell development; muscle organ development; regulation of transcription by RNA polymerase II. Gene Ontology annotation, molecular function: protein binding; DNA-binding transcription factor activity, RNA polymerase II-specific; RNA polymerase II cis-regulatory region sequence-specific DNA binding. NCBI's taxonomy places the organism in Eukaryota, Metazoa, Chordata, Actinopteri, Cyprinodontiformes, Poeciliidae. The record is from RefSeq and is a predicted model, not a curated record. The transcript has 26 exons.
ACAAAGAAGGGACGCUAGAACGUGCCGCUUGGUUUCCGUGGUAACCUUUGAUUAUUGUCACCUGCUGAAGAUUUUACUGAACCAACUUGUUACCAAAGUACGGUAUUAUUACAUUUUAGGAGGCGCUAUGGGGCACACACUGAGCAGGGCGGCCCAGUGGACCAGCUGCUGCAAACUGGAGUCCACUCCACUGAACGAGAUUAUAGUGACGCAAAUCCUGAACUACGUGGAGAAUUUUGUUUCCAGGCACCCGCAGGAGGCAGAGCAUGUGUUUGAGGAGCCGCUUCAGUGGAACACCACGUUAGCGAAAUCUGAUUUCAAAGAAGACUAUAUCAUCAGUGCCAUAGGUGUAAAGUCCCUUGAUAAAGACAGUGAGGGGAAGCCACUGUUGCAGUUUUUUCCACCUUCUGUUUCUGUUCGUAACUUCAACCAGCUCUCUAAACUGCUGCAUAUGGCAGAGGACAGGAAGCGUCGAGAGGUCCAAGCGUGUCUAGAAGAAAAUAGAGACCUCGUAGCUAAGAUGGUUGGUCGGCGUCUUGCCGACACACCAGACGAAAACGUCUCAGCUCUGGAGUUAGAUAUCAGAGUCAAGCUAUUUAUCCUGCUCAAACACAUUGAUGAAAAGAUCCUCAACAAGUUUGCUUCAGAAAUAGCAAAACAUGCUACCCUUUUACCCAGCGCAGUGGAGGAGGAAGUGGAGUUCUUGAAAGAGUACUGCACUGAAGGGGGGAAGAGGCUGCUGAAGUCAGUGAGAUACACAUCAGACUAUGAAUUUCCAAACGGCUGUCGUGCUCCACCUUGGAGACAGCUGCUCGGUGAGAUUUGUUACGUUGUUAUUGAGCCAUGUGACGCUGAGCCCCUGUACAUCACCUGCAGCUCUACUGGAGUCUAUCUUAAUGCGGGGUUGGACAAAGAAGAAGACGAGAGUCUCUAUGAGAAACAAGGUGAUUCUUAUGAAGACAUAACAACUCUUCUAAAGAGGGUAUCUCCACAUUUUGAAGAGUACAUGAGAAAACAGUAUUUUGUAGAACAGAAACCUCGUAAGAGUAUUCACGUUGCACACCUGGAUUAUGAAAUAGAACAAGCCCAACCCAAGACGCCUGAAGAACGAGAGUGGGAGAAAGUACAGCAAGCUCUGUACGGCAGGAGGAAACGUGAACCAUGUCAUAGAUGGAGGAAUCUUGGUGUGCUGAAUAUGUGUAGUUCAGCAGAAGAAGAGGACAUCACCAUGAGCUUUGCAGAGAGGAAACGUUUGGGAUCCAAAACCAAGUCCAUGAUGAAGGGUGGAAUCACAGCAGCAUCUUCAAUUGGACUUACAGCUUCCCAGAGAAGGAGAAGCAUAGUAGCAUCCUUCUCAGAGGAGCAUUUCAGCGAGAGCUCCAGUGAAAGUGACGAGGAAGAGGAGCAGACAGAGCGACGUCCUGACACCAGCACUGAACUGCAGUCUGAAUACUGGCAGGUCCAGAAACUGGUGAAGUACCUCAAGGCAGCAGACCAGACAGCCACUGUGCUUGUUCUCUGUGCCAUGAUGGAACUUGAUCUAAUGAAGGAGGUCAUCCAACUGGCCAUCCUGGACCUAGGUGGACUGGACCUCCUCCUUAACUUGCUGGAUACUACAGACAUCAGAAGCAAAAUUGGAUCUUUAAAAAUCCUGUCAAAGAUCAGCCAGAACGUCAUCAUCCGACAGACCAUUGUAAACAUGAGAGGCCUGCAGAGGAUGGUGAACAACCUGGACUUACCAGUGAAGGAGCUGCAGGCCUUGGCCUCUGAGACCAUUGCCCAUGUGGCUAAGUUCAGAAGAGCAAGAAGAAUAGUGAGGACACAUGGAGGAAUCAGGAAACUGGUGAAGCUGCUGGACUGCUUCCCUUACGCAGCAAAACAGGGAGAAGUCAUUCAGAAGAAUUUGGAGGUGGCCCGCUGUGGAGCCUCGGCUCUGUGGAGCCUCAGCAAAAGUAGCAAGAACAAGGAGGCCAUUCGUAAAGCUGGGGGCAUCCCUCUGCUGGGACUGCUGCUCAGGUCUCCAUAUGAGGAAAUUUUGAUCCCUGUUGUGGGAACACUGCAGGAAUGUGCCUCACAGAAAAAUUACAGAGUUGCUAUUCAAAAUGAAGGGAUGGUGAAGGACUUGGUGAAAAACCUGAGCAGUGAAAACGAGGAGCUCCAGAUGCUUUGUGCCAGUGCAAUCUUUAAGUGUGCAGAAGACAAACUGACCCGGGAUCUGGUCCGCAGCCACCACGGCCUGCAGCCUCUGGUGUCACUGCUCUCUAAAGCAGAGAACAAGCAGCUCCUGGCUGCUGCCACCGGGGCCAUUUGGAAGUGUUCAAUCAGCAUGGAGAACGUAGCUAUCUUCCAGGAGUACAAAGCUCUGCAGGCCCUGAUUGGUCUGCUGACUGAUCAGCCUGAACAGGUCCUGAUCAAUGUAGUGGGAGCUCUGGGACAAUUUGCUCAGAUACAAGCUAACAAGUCCGCCAUCUGCAACGGUGGGGGCAUAAGGGCUCUCAUUAACCUGCUCAAUGGAACAAACCAGGCUCUGCUUGUAAAUGUAGCAAAGACUGUGGGAGCUUGUGCCACAGAAAGGGACAACGUGGCAAUCAUUGACCAGCUUGACGGAGUCCGCUUGGUGUGGUCACUGCUAAAGAACCCCAAUGCAGAAGUUCAGGCUAGUGCUGCAUGGGCCAUUUGUCCGUGCAUCGAGAAUGCAAAGGACGCCGGGGAAAUGGUUCUCUUCCUGAUCGGUGGACUGAAGCUGAUCAUUCACUUACUGAAGUCACCAAGCAACGAGGUGCUGACGAGCAUUUGCGCCGUCAUCGCCAAACUAGCCAAAGACAAGGAAAUCCUGGGCGUCCUCUCUGAUCGUGGGGUUGUCCCCCUGCUGGCCAAGCUGAGUAACACAAGUGAUGUCAGACUUCGCUGCCACCUGGCCGAGGCCAUCGGCCACUGCUGCAUGUGGGGCUCCAAUAGGGCAUGCUUUGGUGAACAUGGAGCCGUUGGCCCUCUGGUUCAGUACCUGGAGUCGAACGACAAUUUGCUCCUCCUUAACACAACCAUGGCCCUGUACCAACUGUCCAAAGAGCCCAACAACAUCAUCACCAUGCAUGAGGAAGGAGUUGUCGAGGAGAGACGCGGGGACAGUUUUCUUCCACGAACCUUUUGGAUUCGAGCGCAGCAGAGAAAUCUGCGGACCGAGCGGCCAAAGAUGAACACCGUUGUGUUUAACAAGCUGAGCAGUCAGGUCCUGUUUGAGGACAAGGCGAAGGAAGUGGAAAUGAGCAGCAGAAAUUACCUGGAGGUCAUCGACGGCCAACAUCCAGAUCUCCUCUGCAGCAGCCCGGCCAUCAGAGACAGCCAGGCGGCCAGACACAGGCGGAGCGGGGGUCGUCCCAGCGGCAGCAAAGUGCGACACAAGCGCCAGGCUCUGCAGGACAUGGCGCGGCCGCUCAAGCAGUGGCUCUACAAGCACAGAGACAACCCGUACCCGACCAAGACGGAGAAAAUCCUGCUGGCGCUCGGCUCGCAGAUGACUCUGGUCCAGGUGUCCAACUGGUUCGCCAACGCCAGGAGACGCCUGAAGAACACGGUGAGGCAGCCGGACCUGAGCUGGGCGCUGCGGAUCAAACUCUACAACAAAUACGUUCAGGGCAACGCCGAGAGGCUGAGCGUCAGCAGCGACGACAGCUGCUCCCAAGAUGGAGACAACCCUCAGAGGACACAGAGCGGUCCUGAGGAUCUCACCAAGCCCUUGUACCAGAGCGUCAUCAAGAAGGAGGGCUCCCCCAUGGUGGGCGUGGCCAUCGGCAUGGACCCAGGGCUGCGUUCUGCCGUGGAGGCCGAGGACUACGUGUCUCCACCCAAGUACAAGAGCAGCCUGCUGCACCGCUACCUGAACGACUCUCUGCGGCACGUCAUGGUGGCCAACGCUGUCAUGGACGCUCGCAAGAGGAACCACUCUGGCUCCUUCAGCUCCAACGAGUUCGAUGACGAGCUGCUGUCGCCAUCGUCCUCUGAAGCUGAGGCCCACUUCGUCUAUCGAGCCGAAGCCACAGACCAUGGAUCAAGUCAACAUGACAAGGGCAACGGUGGCGUCGCAGCGACGCAGAAGGUGAAGGUGAAGGCCAAAGAUGAGACGUACUGGAAGGAGAUCAACGCCGCCAUGGCCUUGACCAACUUGGCUCAGGGGAAGGACAGCGUCUCCGGGACAACCAGCUGCAUCAUCCAGAAGUCCUCCCAUAUAGCUGAGGUGAAGACUGUUAAAAAACCUUCGGCUGCUGCUGAGGUUUUAGCUCUGACGUUAUCCGUCUACGCAAAGCAGCAAACAUUCCUCGCUCAGCAAACAGAGGCCAAAUAAACUCACCCUGACAAAGGAACAACUUGUGCGGGAGGAAAAGAAAGGCGUUUCGAUUUGAAAACUGUCAGUAUUUGUUCUUAUUGACAAUGUCUACAAGAUUUCCUGACCUUCUUUUUCUUAAAAUUAGAAACUUUUAUAAUGUUAUUACUCUUUUUUUUAUUUCUAUUUUUACUGGUACAAAUUUUGUAUUCUCCAAAGUGCCUUUGUUUGUUUUAGCAGAUCAGCUCUCUGAUUGUCCAGAUCUACAACGAACAGAACCUGAUUGCUAUAAAGUAAAAGUCAGCAACAGUGAAGCUUCACUGUAACCUUGACUUUGCUCCUUAGACCAGGUGUUUAUAUGAACCACUAUAGCCUUAAGCAUAUUGUAUGUGAUUGUUGCCUGGAUAUGUCAACUGGUUCUGUUUUGGAUCAAAACUCCCCCUCCCCCUCUCAUUCUUCCAGUAUAAACAGGUUCUGUUCAUGUGGGUCAUAGUGGACAUAAGUUCAGAAGUAUCGCCGUCUUAGAUUUUCUGACGCUCAAACUGUUGCGAUCAGAGACCUCAAGAAAGAAUUGAGCUGCACCGUUUUGCAGUUUCUGGUGUUUGAAUGUUUCAAAGAGUUCCCGGUUGGGAAUGUGUUUUAACAAAGUGAUAAAGGAAAGUCAAACUAACGAGUGACAAAGUUACAUUAGUUCAUCUGGUGGUACAAUAUAAGAACCACGAUCUGUCUGUAUUAUUUUACGGCCAGCCAACAGAACCCUGUUAGGGUCGACAGUAAAUAAACCAGGGAGGAGGUGAAAUGAGGACAAACAAUGAGGCUCAUUCCAAUCAUUUUGUAAAUGAAAAGGUUCUGUAUCGAUGAACUGAAGUCAUCGUCUGUGAUCCUGAACAGAACUGAUGCUCUAACUGGGAGAACCUUGUUCCCCUGACAACAGAGGAGUCAUUAUGGAUAUUGUAGCAUCACACAGUAAAUCAGGAUACUUAGAGAUGAAACGGAAUCAAGACGACUUUGUUGUAUUUAUAUCAAAGCAAUGGAAGUUGUAACCAUCUGUUUUUAUUAUUUACUAAUAUAUUUGUUUAUUCAGAUGAAGACUGGAUGUUCAAUCCAAUGACCAUGUAUGUAUCUCCUUGUGUUCUCAGAUUUUUUUCUCGUGUAAAAUUUCUUCCAUAAAUGGUUGGUUCCUAACAACAAUGAAUAAACCUCUGAAUGGAA